Periophthalmus magnuspinnatus is the source of this 2223-nucleotide messenger RNA. It is a transcript of the gene pbx2, whose product is annotated as pre-B-cell leukemia homeobox 2. Gene Ontology annotation, biological process: eye development; brain development; embryonic organ development. The transcript has 8 exons. NCBI's taxonomy places the organism in Eukaryota, Metazoa, Chordata, Actinopteri, Gobiiformes, Gobiidae. Gene Ontology annotation, cellular component: nucleus. The coding region runs from base 123 to 1328 and encodes 401 amino acids. Gene Ontology annotation, molecular function: DNA-binding transcription factor activity, RNA polymerase II-specific; RNA polymerase II cis-regulatory region sequence-specific DNA binding. The record is from RefSeq and is a predicted model, not a curated record.
GUGCAGUGCUUGUACCUGUGCGUCGCUAGGGGAGGCUGCUCGCUGCCUGCCCGGCCCUGGCUCUGCCCGCGCUGCUGUGGACUCGCUUGGGCAGCAGUCGUCGCCAUUGUGCGUCGCGGAGCAUGUUGCAGCAGCAGCCUCUCUCGGCCAAUGGGGCCUCCAACGGCCGGGGACUCGCCAUGAGCGGCCACCCGGGGAUGCACUCGCUCAACUCGGUUCACCAGGCGCCACAGCACCGGUCUGAUGGAGGGGACUCGGGCCUGGAUGGGACGGAAAAUGGACACGAAACUCGCAGAGAUAUUGGCGACAUACUGCAGCAGAUCAUGACCAUCACAGACCAAAGUUUGGACGAGGCACAGGCGAAGAAACAUGCUCUGAACUGUCAUCGGAUGAAGCCUGCGCUGUUCAGUGUUCUGUGUGAGAUAAAGGAGAAGACAGGGCUGUCAAUGAGAAAUGCGGCAGAGGAAGAGCCCCAGGACCCUCAGCUGGUACGCCUGGACAACAUGCUGCUGGCCGAGGGGGUGUCAGGGCCCGAGAAAGGCGGAGGAGCUGCUGCUGCUGUGUCCGCGGCCACAAGUGCUGGAGGCAUGUCACCAGACAGCUCCCUGGAACACUCCGACUACAAGAGCAAGCUGAGCCAGAUCCGCACCAUCUACCACACUGAGCUGGAGAAGUACGAGCAGGCAUGCACAGAGUUUACCACCCACGUGAUGAACCUGCUGAGGGAGCAGUCACGCACGCGGCCUGUCACUCCACGCGAGAUUGAGCGCAUGGUGGCUAUCAUCCACCGCAAGUUCAGCUCCAUCCAAACCCAACUAAAGCAGAGCACAUGUGAGGCCGUCAUGAUCCUGCGCUCCCGUUUCCUUGAUGCCAGGCGCAAGAGACGUAACUUUAGUAAACAGGCCACAGAGGUUCUGAAUGAGUAUUUCUACUCCCACCUGUCCAACCCCUACCCCAGCGAAGAAGCCAAAGAGGAGCUGGCCAAGCAAUGUGGCAUCACUGUGUCUCAGGUGUCCAACUGGUUUGGAAACAAGAGAAUUCGCUACAAGAAAAACAUUGGCAAGUUCCAAGAAGAGGCCAACCUGUACGCCAUGAAGACUGCGCUGGGAGCAAGACAGGGCGAGGACUCUCCGCACACACCCAACUCCACUGGCUCGGGCUCGUUCUCCCUCUCUGGCUCAGCGGACAUGUUUCUGGGGGUUCCUCCUGUGAAUGGAGAUCAGCCUGCCUAUCCAAUGGGAGCACAGGCCAAUGGGAGCUGGCAGGGCAGGAGCACACCCCCUUCUGGAUCCCCUCCCCACAGUGACCUGUCAGAGCAGUCAGACUGAACAAAAACUGGGGCAGGACUAAGGCAGGACUGGACUCAUUGACCACUGGGCUGCCCUCUCUUUUUAUCGAUUAUGUUUAACCACUCAGCAUUACCUACGUUUGUUUUCUGAGUGCAUGAAUGUUAGCGUGUGGUGAGCAUGCAGCGGUGGGGUUCUGGGGGUUCUGGGGCUUACGGUGAACAACCUUUUAAAGGAGACAUUGUGCUGAAAAGACUUUUAAUGAUGUUAUGUUGGUUUCUUAUUGUGUGUUUUCACAGGUUUUAGUAGUUUAGUGAGCUUGUCUCAGUCUGAAAAUGUUGUGUUUUAAUAUUUGCUGCAGCUACUUAACCAACUGAAACCAGGAAGUGCCCCUGUGUCUCUGUACACUUUUUCUGAAACAUGUCCAUUUGUUAGCGUCACUAAAUUGACUGUUCACUGUUUGCAGUAGAGGGCGCCAGAAACCAAGCACUGUCUGUACUGGAAACCUUUAUUAUCAGUUACACCACGCAGUUUCAGGAGUGUCGAUAAAGCCUGAAUGAAGCCAAAAUGUGUCCUUUACCGUGUUACUGAGCAGUGUGUGGGGGUGGGAGGGGUGAGGACGGUAUGGGAGGGGUGGUGGGGGAGGGGGCCCAGGAGGGGCAAGCUUAUGUUUAUUUCAACACUCACGGUUUUGGUUUGGUUUGAUUUGACCAGCCCAGAGAGGAUGCACCAGGAGAGAGAGAAGAGAAAAAUCCAAAGAUUUGUGUGUGUGUGUGUGUGUAUGUAUGUGUAUGUGUGGGUGUGUGUGUCAGUGCGUGUUUGUGUGAGAGUAUGUGUGUGAGUGUGUGUGAGUGAGAGAUACCGUGACGUCUUCUCUGUACAGUCCACACCUGUAUUCUCUCUACCUCUUUUACAAUAAACUAAUGUGUAUUCACAG